This is a messenger RNA of Cantharellus anzutake, 626 nucleotides long. RefSeq lists its product as uncharacterized. The coding region runs from base 126 to 443 and encodes 105 amino acids. The transcript has 3 exons. NCBI's taxonomy places the organism in Eukaryota, Fungi, Basidiomycota, Agaricomycetes, Cantharellales, Hydnaceae. The record is from RefSeq and is a predicted model, not a curated record.
CCCGCUUUCCAUGAACCAAUUUGAUCCGAAGGGGACACCGCAAGCACAUGGGACAUGUUUGCCUCAUGGUGUGAUUUCGACAUAGAGAAGCUUCAGGACCAAAAAUAAAUGGUCCCCACAAUGCCAUGCUUCUCCGGCCAGAUCUUGACAACCUGUUGGGGUCGUUCAAGAUGUGGUUCAAGCAAAAUGAUGCAGAAAAUACCUACACCGUUCAAACCGCAAUGCCACACCGUGAUUGUGGAACCGUUUGUACUUUUGUCAACCACGAUGCAACACCCAUCAGCCUCCCGGAGAUCUUAGCUUUGCAUGCAGCUUUUGCUCAUGUCCUCGAUGUAAGUGGUGCGGGAGAGUACAUAGAAUCAGCUUGGCAUAAUAGGGACUGGAUUUGUGUUUUGGCUGAAGAUGGGAGCACAGACACUCAUUUCUUGCAUUUGCUUUUCUAAGCCUAGACGACCAAGACGAAGAGGAGAUCAAUAUUAUUAAGCACUAAAGCCUCAAUGCCUAGGAAUCUGACUCUGCUUGUGCAGUGGUGGUCUGUACAUUCAACCUCUCGGUUUCCAUUUCCUUGUCCUUCAAAAAGGACGGAUGCCGGUGCGCGGGAGUGACCGACACUACGUGCCUAAGGG